UUUCGUCUUUCAGAGAACUCACAGUGACAUGAUAUGAUUUUCUCUAAAACCCUAGUUUCAAGUUUGAACCCCAUCGACACCGCAGUCUCCGAUAUUGGCCUCCCACGCAGCCUUCCCCUCGAAACCCAGAGAGAAAAAAAGCUUCUUUAGAUAAUGGGGGCAUACAAGUACGUGUCGGAGCUAUGGAGGAAGAAGCAGUCGGAUGUGAUGAGGUUUCUGCAGAGAGUCAGGUGCUGGGAGUACCGCCAGCACCCUUCCAUUGUGCGCGUCACGCAUCCUACCCGCCCCGACAAGGCUCGCCGCUUGGGCUACAAGGCCAAGCAGGGUUAUGUGAUAUAUCGUGUACGUGUAAGACGUGGCGGACGGAAGCGACCAGUUCCUAAGGGUAUUGUGUAUGGCAAACCCACAAACCAGGGUGUCACACAACUGAAAUUCCAACGCAGCAAGCGCUCGGUCGCAGAGGAGCGUGCUGGACGUAAACUGGGCGGUCUUAGGGUUCUCAACUCUUACUGGCUCAAUGAGGAUUCUACUUACAAAUACUAUGAGAUUAUCAUGGUUGAUCCUGCCCACAAUGCGAUCCGCAAUGACCCAAGGAUCACGUGGAUCUGCAAACCGGUUCACAAGCACAGAGAACUUCGAGGACUCACCUCUGCUGGGAAGAAAUACAGAGGUCUCCGUGGAAAGGGACACACGCAUCACAAGGCACGGCCUUCGAGAAGAGCAACUUGGAAGAGGAACAACACUCUCUCUCUUCGCCGUUACCGUUAAAUUGCAAGACAUUUUUGGUGCUUUUUUUAUUGUCUAGUUUUAUCGAUCUCUUGUAAGAUUUUAGUUUAAGAAACUUACGUUUUCUGAAUUAGAGUUGUUGAACAUGGUUGAUCUGGUUAUGCUCAAACUUCUCAGUUUUGUGCU
Alnus glutinosa is the source of this 912-nucleotide messenger RNA. Its product is annotated as large ribosomal subunit protein eL15z-like. The coding region runs from base 154 to 768 and encodes 204 amino acids. Lineage: Eukaryota; Viridiplantae; Streptophyta; Magnoliopsida; Fagales; Betulaceae. Gene Ontology annotation, cellular component: ribosome; cytosolic large ribosomal subunit. The transcript has 4 exons. Gene Ontology annotation, biological process: cytoplasmic translation. Gene Ontology annotation, molecular function: RNA binding; structural constituent of ribosome. The record is from RefSeq and is a predicted model, not a curated record.